AUGUUUAGCGCGCCGGUGUACCUCUGCGUCGGCGACGAGUACGACAAGCGCCAGGGGCCCACCCACAAGGCGACGGGGCAACAACCGUUUGUGGUCUCCGCAAAACGUAACCCACACAUCACCGAUGCCACCUUUGACCCCUUCGUAUCGCUCUCAACCGGUGACCCGUACCGCUCUGUUGGCUUUGCUGGGCCCUUCCGCGAGGGUGCCUCGACGUGUGGCAAGAUGGGACAAGGCAGUGGUGCCGCAGCCCCACCGCCGUUCCGCCCCGUCGGGGGCAGCAAGAAGAGCAGCGGCAAGGGCGACUACUACGGCACCUUUAGCGAGAAGGCACCGAUCCGCCACGAGACCGAGUUUCCGCCCAUCAAGACAGCCGCAGACUACAAAGCCGAGACGGCAGCAGCGAAGCGCAACUUCAUCGUGAACCCGCCUAAAAAGGGCACAUACGGCUACACAGGUCUCACGAUUGCACAGGCAGGCGAGGUGCAGUAUGUGGCGGACCCGUACGAGGGCAACAUGCGCCGCGAGGCACUCGAGAGCAAGUAUGAAACAACGAGGCGCAUGGGCUCACCCUUCCGCAGCGCCGUUCAUGCCAGCGGCUGCUUUGAUGAGAGCAAGCACGGCGUGAGUCGCGUGUACAGUUUGACAAAGCCGCUGCCACCCAAGCGCAGCCCGUCGUCCCAGCAGGCUACAUCUGGCAUUUCUGCUGGCCGCAAACCGUGGGUGCCUGGUGGCGCCCUUGUCCCUGAUCUGCUGAAACAACCAGAGUAUCAGGAGGACCCGUACGACGUGAAGGAGCAGAAGGUACGGGCAAUGCGGCAGAAAGAGAGCGCCUACAAGCCGUGGAUCCCGGCCGGGAACGACCCGUACCGGCACAUCUACACGAAGCCCAUCGAGUACGACCCCCCGGCGGUUGUCUAA
Molecule: messenger RNA, 921 nt
Organism: Leishmania braziliensis MHOM/BR/75/M2904
Lineage: Eukaryota; Euglenozoa; Kinetoplastea; Trypanosomatida; Trypanosomatidae
Exons: 1
Coding region: 1-921 (306 amino acids)
Source: RefSeq, a predicted model, not a curated record